This is a messenger RNA of Mya arenaria, 5394 nucleotides long. Its product is annotated as speract receptor-like. Gene Ontology annotation, biological process: protein phosphorylation; intracellular signal transduction; cGMP biosynthetic process. NCBI's taxonomy places the organism in Eukaryota, Metazoa, Mollusca, Bivalvia, Myida, Myidae. Gene Ontology annotation, molecular function: ATP binding; peptide receptor activity; protein kinase activity. The transcript is spliced from 23 exons. The record is from RefSeq and is a predicted model, not a curated record. Bases 750 to 4430 code for a protein of 1226 amino acids.
UGUAAGCUGUCAGCAAUUCAACGCUUCAUCAAAGGAAGUGGUGGAACAGUAUUAACAAAGUUGUCAGCAAAUAAUUUGACAGCUAUCCAAUUAAACGAAUGUGAACAAAGUUUUCAACAAGGCAAUGGUUUAUUGGAGGAAUUAAUUGGAACAGGGUAAACAACGUCGUCACAAAGAAUGUUAGAGCUAUCCUAAUACAAGAGACAUGAUGCGGCUGUUAGUUUGAAUGACGCUUGUCAGAUGAAGCAAAAUCGCCAUGGCGAGACAGCGCUCUGUACCCUUUCAUAUCGGAUUGAAAAAUUCUCCUCUAUCAGUGUACGCUGAAAACAUAGAGGCAGUCUCUGUCGGAUGAGAAGAAUGUCAGUUCAUUCAGGUCUAGCAACAGUUGUAGAAAUCGGAUCUAUAGAAGUGUUUUGUAUACCUAGAAUGUUCAUAGACAAUGAUUAUAAGAGACAACUUAUAUUUUUAGCAGAUGCGAUUGCCUCGCAAUAUACGCGCAAUAUAGAAGAAGCUUGAUCCGGUCUCAGGUUUGUUUACUCUGUGCGAACGUGCUUUAACUUUUUUGUCACAACAGUGGGAGGCCGGUAACAGUAAAUUUGCAAUUGUGAUAGGUUCAUUACUAUGAACGCAUCAGGUUACAUGUGUUUGACAGUUGUGUGAAAUAUAUGGCCAGAUAAAGUGUUUACAUGUUUUGUACGGAUAACGGGAAAUACCUUAAGUACGGUAACAAAACAAAUUAUAGGUGAAAAAUGUCUGUGAUAUGGAUUGUGUGUUUUUUCAUUCCCUCUGUGUUUUCAAGCAAUGUGAUAAAAAUGGGGUACAUUACUGGAUCCCAGAAACUACCUGGCACAUUUUACCGCCGACCGGGCCAACAGGUUUCUGGCGCGCUGACUAUGGCUUUGGAUGAAAUAAAUGCGGAUAUAAGCGUUCUUCAAGAUCUUAAAUUAGACUUCACUAUGGUGGAAACGUACGGUGUUGAGUUGGAAAGUAUCAAAGUGACCGUCGAAUUAGUCAAUCAGAAUAUAUCGGUCUAUAUUGGACCCCAAGAGACAUGUACGCAUGAAGCUAAAAUUGCUGCUGCAUUCAACAUACCAAUGAUAUCUUAUUUUUGCUCGGAAGUGGAAGUCAGCAAUAGCCAGUCUUACCCAACAUUCGCUCGCACCAAGCCAACCGACUCACAAAUUUCACGCAGCGUUGUCUCCAUAUUGAAGAAGUUUGAAUGGGACAAGAUCACCUUCGUCCAUACCCAUGAAGAUGAGCUGCAACACACUGCUGACACCAUAUUUGAGUUGCUGGAAAGCUACGAGAUCGAGGUUACAUUCCGGAAAGUGUACAAAGGACCUUACUUCCAUGACCACAUGGUGAACCCAUUCAUCCGAAUCGUCCAAGAAACGUUCGUAGACACAAGAAUUUACGUUAUGCUGGGUCAGUCCUAUGAGUUUGUUGGCCUGGUCGAUCAGCUAUACGACCGCGGCUUGCUGGACACUGGCGAGUAUUUUGUAGUCGGCGUUCACGUUGGACAGUAUGAUCCACAAGAUGCACAACUUUACUUCAGGGGAAUAUUCAGCGAGAAGAACGUACCUGCUACCACCCAAGAGGCAUUCCAGUAUUUCAUAGGUGUUGUUCACUCUCCACCAGUUUAUCCGGAAUAUGACACAUUCACCCGCGUUGUUAAUAGCUACCUGGAGUUACCGCCCUUUAACUUCGAGAACCACUAUAAACACAUCGGAGGUCUUAAAAGAUUAAAACCGGAAACAGCCUACCUUUAUGAUGCUGUAUGGUUGUACGCCAAGGCUGUAAAUGAGUGUCUCUCAGAUGGAUUGGACUAUCGGGAUGGGCAACUUAUCAUCGACAAAAUCAAGGGGAAGUCGUACAAAAGCGCUAUGGGAUACAUCUUAAGGAUCAACGAGCUUGGAGACUCUGAGGGCAACUACACGUUAGUGGCUCGGGAUGUCUUUAGAGAGGCAUACACGCCCGAUCUGCUUGGGCCUGGUGUAACGCAGUAUGGCAUCUACCCUGUCGGGGUAUUCAGAUUGAAUGAAAAACAAAGUACUCCGCCAGAGCUACCAACGUUACCGACAUACCAUUUUUAUGAGGGAAGCUAUAUAGACUGGGUUGAUGGCAAACCUCCGAUAGACGAACCGCCUUGCGGAUUCCGUGGAGAAAAAUGUAUUCCACCAAAAACGUAUACAAGGGAGAUAUUGGCGGGAGUUGCAGGAGGACUUGUUCUAAUAGUUUCCGUGGUCGGAUUUCUCGUUUAUAGAAACUGGAAGUAUGAAAACGACCUGGCCAGUCUGCUGUGGAAGCUGGAUUACAAGGACAUUGAUUUCAAGGACCAUUUUGUCGGCACCAUGAGUACCAAAUGUGGCAACAAAGGGAGGAGAACAGCUAUGGUACGGGUGAACAGCCAGAUGUCUCUGGCAUCCCAGGGCGAGUUUGACUUUCGGCAACUGUUUACUUGCGUCGCUACCUACAAAGGGAUGAUUGUAGCAGUCCGGAAGAUACGCAAGAAACACAUUGAGAUUACAAGAAACAUCAAGAAAGAACUGAAAGUGAUUCGAGACCUACGUCACGAGAACCUCAAUCCGUUUAUCGGCGCAUGCGUAGACACGCCCCAUAUUCUCGUUGUUACCGCCUACUGCUCCAAGGGCAGUCUAACCGAUAUCCUAGAAAAUGAUGACAUUCAAUUAGAUGACAUGUUCAGGGCUUCACUUGUGUUUGACAUUAUAAGGGGUAUGUCAUAUCUCCACGACAGCGAGAUAAAGUCUCACGGGAAACUGAAAUCCUCCAAUUGUGUAGUAGAUAGCAGAUGGGUGUUGAAGGUAACGGAUUUUGGACUGAACGAGUUUUUGGAGGGAGAAGAUGAGGACGACGAAGGCGAUUUUGCUAAAUACAGAAAUAUGUUGUGGCGAGCGCCAGAGUUAUUAAGAGCGGAAGAUGCGCCACGCCGCGGAACGCAAGAAGGAGAUGUUUAUUCUUUUGCCAUCAUCAUGUACGAAAUACAUGGACGAAAGGGGCCUUAUGGGGAUUUAGACCUGUCUCCAAAAGCUAUAAUAACACGCGUGAUGGAGCGGCGAGAUGAUGUCCCUUUUCGGCCGCAUCUGGGGGAACUGUUGACCACCUCAAAAACUGUGAUAGACGCCCUUCGAGAUUGUUGGGACGAAGAGCCUAGUCGCCGUCCCGACUUUAAGACCAUCAGGAACAGGCUGAAACCUAUUCAGAAGGGCAUGAAACCAAACAUUCUCGACAACAUGAUCGCCAUCAUGGAAAAGUAUGCCAGCAAUUUGGAGGCGCUCGUUGAGGAAAAGACGGACCAACUACGAGACGAGAAGAAGAAAACAGAAGAGAUACUCUUACAGAUGCUACCAAAGGCGGUAACAGAACAACUAAAGCGUGGCAAAGUGGUUGAGGCGGAACACUUUGACUGUGCGACGAUCUACUUCUCCGAUAUUUGUGGAUUUACGGCGCUGUCGGCCUAUAGCAGUCCUAUGCAGGUGGUGAACCUACUAAACGAUUUGUACACGUUGUUUGACUCGAUCAUUGAAAAUUACGACGUGUAUAAGGUGGAGACGAUAGGAGACGCUUACAUGGUCGGCUCGGGGCUGCCAAAACGUAACGGAAUUUUGCAUGCCGGAGAGAUUGCUUCCAUGUCUCUUCAUUUGCUCAGGGCUAUCAAACAGUUCAAAAUCCGACACCGGCCCGAGGAUACCCUCAAACUGCGAAUAGGGAUCCACACAGGCCCCUGUGUGGCAGGGGUAGUAGGACAUAAGAUGCCCCGAUAUUGCCUCUUCGGGGACACUGUGAAUACCGCAUCUCGAAUGGAGAGCAACGGUCUGGCCUUAAAAAUUCACUGUUCGAUUCAAUGUAAGAAGUUGUUAGACGAACUCGGAGGCUACAUCGUAAGAGAACGAGGACUGGUAAAUAUGAAGGGCAAAGGUGAACUGCUGACAUACUGGUUAAUAGGUGAAAACAAGCAAAAAAGACUCACUCGCCUUUCUUCGCUUUACUCUGACACCGGGAACCUCUUCAUUACUAACACGCAAACCUCGGAUAUUGACGUUUGUGCAACCAGUGGGAUUUCAUUCAAUUCAGCUUUCGAUAAUAACAUUGUAUCGUCUGCGGAUUCCGGAAUUCAAAAUGAUGAUUCCUUUACUGGUACUUCUGUUUCACAAAGACCUAGUAUUGUGUCGGAACAAGGGUAUACGGAGUUUAAAAACGAGAAUGAAAGUGAUUCUGUGUAUGUUGAUGUUAUGGAUAUGGAGGAGGAGGAGGAGGAAGAGAAUGGUGAAGGAAUGGAAAAACUUGAUUCAAUUCCUGAAAUAAUUUGCAAUGGAAAUCACAAAGAAUCGGAAAAACAGAGAAAAAGACGAAACGGCGAUGUUGAGACUGGUUUAGAACUUAUGCCUCUAUUGGAAAAGACAAAGAGUUGAAAUGUUGCGAUGCCAGAGAAAAUCGGUGAUUCGUAAGUGUUUUAAAGACACCAAAUCACAGAAUGUGAGAAUCGUGAUAUAUAUGAAACUUAUUCGAUCUGAUAAAACGCUAAAUGUCAGAAACACUUGGCGGGAUUGCCUGGAUGGUAUCCAAAUUUGAUUACAGAAAUGACAUUCAUAUAUAUAUGUACACGAACACUUCUUGAAAAACAGAGGAUAUUAGAAUAGACAAAACAUUGAAAAACUGCUCGAAAUCGGAGCACGGACUCCUACUCUUUCAUUUCUAUUCUCCGAGCCAGAGGUCUCUCUUGACGGGCAAAGAAAAUAUCUGCCACCACGAACAAAAUGAUUGAUUGAUUUCAGCUAGAAUACAAGUGUUUACACUAAGUAUUCCUGGAAUAUUUUAAGUAAUUUCAUUAAGGAAAUUUCAAUCAAAGUAAAAAAUAAAAAACAACUUCGAAUGAAAGAAAAUUUACUUUUUAAUGACAUCACGUGAUUUGGAUCAUGAUCAUGUGAUGAGCGAACACAAACGCUUUGUGGAUUUUGUUUAAUUUCAUCAAUGAUAAAUUAUGUACCAGGUCUGGGCAAGUCGCAAAAUGUGAUAAGGGCUCAUAUUCAAUAAAGUAUUGAGUCUGAGUUUAACACUGUAGUCUCAUAACUGCAGAUCUAUUUCUAUUUGCAAUAGGCGAUUCUCAGUCUGAGUCUAAACAAUAAAAGCAUGUAAAUAAUUCUUCAAGUUCAAAUAGUUAUAAUUUUAGCAAAUUGCAUCAUUAGAACAUAACUAUAAGUAGGAUACGAUGAAAUUGCAGUUAAGCCACUUGAGUCUGAAGUCAGACUUGAUACUGUUCGUAAUGAUUGCCCAUGACGUCAGAUUGGUUUUGCCAUUUUUGUUGACCUAACAACAGUUGUUAUAUAAAUAUAUGUUCUAGUGAUAUGUAUAUAAUAAAACAUGAUUUCAAACAAA